GCCGCGUCCUUCCUCCUUCCGAAGUGCAGGCAGAGCCCCCGGAGCCAUGGCCAGCCCUUCAGGCAGCCCGGAAGACACGGGCAAGGCCAGAGGCAGGGACGGCUGGCCGAGGAACGAGGAGGACGAUGCCCCUCCGGAGGAGAAGAGGCUGAGGCUGGGGCUGGAAGGCGGAGGUGCGGGGACCGAGGACCGGGAAGGCGCGCCGCGUCUGGGCACCCAGGCAGGUGGCGAAGGCGGAGGCGAUCUGCUGUCCCUGCCAUACAGCCUGGUCGAAGGGCAGGACCACAAGUCUGAAAAUUCGACCCUCCUUCCUGCUGCCAGGAGCAGUCCACAAGACGCAGUUUCGGCAAGUCUGGCUACCAGCACAGCUGAGGAAACAGCUCAAAGAACUCAUGCAAGUGGAACUUAUAGCUUCCUUGAUCGGACUCAGCGUUCAGAUAUCAAAGCCGACUGCAAUACCUGCGUGGAAAUAGAAGACAGAAAGGUUUCGAGACAACAGAUGAAUUGUGAAAGAGAGCAGCUAAGGGGUAAUCAAGAAGCCGCAGCUGCCCCCGACACGAUGGCUCAGCCUUACGCUUCGGCUCAGUUCGCUCCCCCGCAGAACGGCAUCCCCGCGGAAUACACAGCCCCUCAUCCCCACCCUGCGCCGGAGUACACAGGCCAGACCACCGUGCCCGAGCACACGUUAAACCUGUACCCUCCGGCGCAGCCCCACUCGGAGCAGAGCCCGGCCGACACGAGCGCGCAGACCGUCUCCGGCACCGCCACACAGACGGACGAUGCAGCACCCACGGAUGGGCAGCCCCAGACACAACCUUCAGAAAAUACGGAAAACAAGUCCCAGCCCAAACGGCUGCACGUCUCCAAUAUCCCCUUCAGGUUCCGGGAUCCAGACCUCCGACAAAUGUUUGGUCAAUUUGGUAAAAUCUUAGAUGUUGAAAUUAUUUUUAAUGAGCGAGGCUCAAAGGGAUUUGGUUUCGUAACUUUCGAAAAUAGUGCCGAUGCGGACAGGGCGAGGGAGAAAUUACACGGCACCGUGGUAGAGGGCCGUAAAAUCGAGGUAAAUAAUGCCACAGCACGCGUAAUGACAAAUAAAAAGACUGUCAACCCUUAUACAAAUGGCUGGAAAUUGAAUCCAGUUGUUGGUGCAGUCUACAGCCCAGAAUUCUAUGCAGGCACGGUCCUGUUAUGCCAGGCAAACCAGGAGGGAUCCUCCAUGUACAGUGCCCCCAGUUCACUUGUAUAUACUUCCGCAAUGCCCGGCUUCCCGUAUCCAGCCGCCACCGCAGCAGCCGCCUACCGAGGGGCGCACCUGCGAGGCCGUGGCCGUACCGUGUACAACACCUUCCGGGCCGCGGCACCUCCGCCCCCGAUCCCGGCCUACGGCGGAGUAGUGUAUCAAGAGCCUGUGUAUGGCAAUAAAUUGCUUCAGGGUGGUUACGCUGCAUACCGCUACGCCCAGCCUACCCCUGCCACUGCCGCCGCCUACAGUGACAGUUACGGACGAGUUUAUGCUGCCGACCCCUACCACCACGCACUUGCUCCAGCCCCCACCUACGGCGUUGGUACCAUGAAUGCUUUUGCACCUUUGACUGAUGCCAAGACUAGGAGCCAUGCUGAUGAUGUGGGUCUCGUUCUUUCUUCAUUGCAGGCUAGUAUAUACCGAGGGGGAUACAACCGUUUUGCUCCAUACUAAAUGACAAAACCAUAAAAACCUUCCAAUGUGGGGAGAGAGGAAGCUUUCCGAGGCCUGAGUAUUGCAAUACAUGCAGUAGUGCAUCAUUUUAGCAACUCUAAAAAUACAAAAUAAAUAAAAAGAGGAAAAAAAUUACAUUUUUUAUCUUAUACCUCAGAUAUUUUGUUCUGUGUAUUUUAAUAUUGUGGGUCCUUUCAUUUCUGAAGGUUCCGUAGUUUGGUUGCUGGCUGUAGGAGUUUUUUUGUGGUUGAUCUAGAGAGAUGCUAGUUAUAAAUAAAAACUGGUGUAGGGCCAUAUCCAGAGUGCUAUAUUAUGUAAAUGAAUUAUAUAUGCUGAAUAUUAAGCUACUGGGGGUAUCAGCUGUCUGGGAAGAGUGUAAGUGACUACAGUAGUCAUUUUUUCUGCAUCAUACAUUAUUUUAUUUUGUGAAAGGGGAGGUUGGGAGGGGCUUAGGGGGUUGGAAUUGGGGUUUGGCUGAAAGAAAACAAAAAUGUAGUAACUGAUGAAUCUAAAUGACCCACUGCACCAACCAUCACAUAUCAAUGGUUCUAAGUUACUCAUUGCCAGUUCAAGCCAAAGGUUAUGCCGUUCAAGGGGGUGCUUCUCACAGCACCUAUGCAACUGAGUGGAAGGAGACUGUGCAAACCCACCCUUUAAACCAUUCCACCCGGCAGUAUUCAGCUUCUUAACCAGCUGCUAGUUAUUUAGGCAAAAAAAAAAAAAAGAAAGAAAAAAAAAAAAAACCUGCUAGUUAGGCCAUCAACAAGCAUUCUUUUUAUAUUUCUUCCAGUAUAAGAAAUUAUUGAUAUCAUUGCUGACUUUUAUAUUAUGGGAGGGAAAAAAAUAACAUUAAUAAAAAGGUGAUAAAAAGCACUGUUUCUAUUUUUUUCUUUUUUUCCAAAAAAAAGAAAGUAAUAAAAACUUAAAUUCUUUGUACCAGUUAAAAAAAUGUAUAAAAUUUACAUCUGUGCAGUGGAGUUGUUAAGUUCUAGAAACAGUCUAUGAAGCUUUAGUUUUAGCCUAGUAGAACAACUGUUAGAGACAGACGUAUAAUUUUUAUGGAACUACAUGAUAAUCAUAUUCGGAUUUAUAGAAGCAUUUUACAAGUAUUGCAACCAUUGAGUAGAGAUAAUCAUGGUAUUUUCAUCAGCUUGGUACUUUUUGAAACAUGACUGCGUUGUGUGAGCAAUCUGCAAUUUUUCAGUCUGUGAGAGCCUGCCCUCCCACCUCUCCCCCAUGCCUAAGGACUAUCUCAAACCACUAUCUUUAGCUUCAUCUCCGAGGCCCAGGACAUUUGUCAGAAGGAAGCAAAAAAAAAAAAAAAAAAAACCAUAGAUCCAUCCUGGUCAUCCCCAAAGAGCAAAGCCCCCUGCACCAUCCCCCAGGCCUCACCAUUGCAACACGACCGAAAAAUUGCAGUUUGUCUGACUACUUCUGUUUGAACUCUUUCCAUGUUGUCCUGUUUACAAGUUAACCUAAGUUGAGGUAUCUGUCACGGGUCUUCCUGUUUUUGUAUUUAAAUUUAAAAGAAAAAAACAGCAGCAAGCUGUCCCCAAGUAGUUUUGCUGCCAUAGUUAAACCCUCCUGUGUACAGUGCAGGCCCUGUGGCUUGACACUUUAGUAAGUUAUUAACUCACCGCUGUGAACCCGCCAAUCCGCUGUAACAACUCUGCUUUAAAACAAAACCAAACAAAACUAAAAAAAAAAAAAAGUGUUUGUGAUUCAGCUUUCUCUCGUCUUGCUGCGUGCAUGCCGUAAGAUCAGUUGGAUAUUAAACCAUCAAUAAAGUUUCACGAGAUUUGAAAACAAAGUUUCUGUAGCUUCGAUAUCUAAGACAGAUUAUAGUUCUCUUAAAAAGAGAAAAAGUUGUGGGGAAAAAAACUGCUUAGAAGCCAGAAGCAUAUAAAAUGUUCUUUUCACCAAACUUAUUUGGGUGGGAUAGGGGAGGGGCUGGGGGGUGUUUUAUAGCAUCAGUAAAGACAUUCUCAUUCCCCCACCUGGAAAACGAUGUUAUGACAGUGGGUGCCUGGUUGAUGUUCUUAAAAAAUAAUAAUAAUAAUAAGUUAUUAAAAAGCCAUGGCAUCCCACUUCAGAGGGGAGAAAAAAAGGGUAGGAACAGGUGGCUAGGGAGAAUAUAUAGAUUUCUCUCAAUUGCCUCCGAUUUCAAAAUCCAGAAUUUACAUUGUGUUUGGAAUCACAAACAUAGAAUUCUUACUGUGUUGGUUAAAGUAAAAUUCAUUUGCGGUUUUGAUUUUCACCAAUGAGCUGUACUUUCCCCCAUGACUGUAUGUAGUUUUAAUAAAAUCAUUUAGAGCAAGUGGGUGCCAUCCGAUGUUGCAGAAUCUUUUGUCUAGGCACUCCUCCAAGAUGCCAAUAAGUCAUUUUAAAAUGUAUGUCAGAAAUGUAAACAAACAUUUUGGAUUUUUUUAAACAGUAUUUAUUUGGAAUGUUUUCAUUUAUCUAAAUAACUAUUGCUAUUAUGAAUUAUGGAAAAAAGAUUAAUAUCAUGUGUGGCAUAUAGUGACUCCUUAACUCACACAUCAUGCAAUCUGCAAACCCAGAAAAUGUGUAUAUCUGUCUUUAGAAAUUAGUGUUUAUAUCACUUACAGUGGUUUGUGAAUAAAGAAAACUGGUUUGUAAUAUCAAAAAAAUAAAAGCUUAGUCUGAAACGUUA
Messenger RNA from Nycticebus coucang (slow loris), 4370 nucleotides. RefSeq names its product RNA binding fox-1 homolog 1 (gene RBFOX1). The transcript is spliced from 19 exons. Lineage: Eukaryota; Metazoa; Chordata; Mammalia; Primates; Lorisidae. Gene Ontology annotation, molecular function: mRNA binding. The coding region runs from base 47 to 1696 and encodes 549 amino acids. The record is from RefSeq and is a predicted model, not a curated record. Gene Ontology annotation, biological process: regulation of alternative mRNA splicing, via spliceosome; nervous system development. Gene Ontology annotation, cellular component: cytoplasm; nucleus.